AUGGCAGGAACAGAAACAACAAAGAAAAGACCAAAACGAGAGAUGAAAGAGAAUAAACAGCUUGUAAAAAGGCAACUUAAAAGAUGCCGGUUAGACCACAGUGAGUGGAGUGAACGCGAUCAAGCAAAUGCAAAAAACAACAAGGGAAACUGGAGUGAAUGUGAUGACACAACAAACACAUUAGACCCAGUUAUGACAUUACGGGACGGAGAAGAAGAAGAAUGGGAACCAAUCAUUAUUGUCACCCUUGCAUGUACAAAGUUUGAGCUCGGAUGCAGUUUUGAUGUUACCUUUAGUGAAUGUGAUCCUACAAGUAACAUGGUUACAAAAUCGUACAUACCAACAACAGAUGAUGAUGAUUCAUGUGAAAACAGGUCAUUUGAAUAUUAUAUAAAGAUUAAUGGAAAAGAAGAGAAAAUGUCAAGAGAAAAGAGCCAACAGAAAAAUAAAUAG
Molecule: messenger RNA, 453 nt
Organism: Mytilus trossulus (common blue mussel)
Lineage: Eukaryota; Metazoa; Mollusca; Bivalvia; Mytilida; Mytilidae
Exons: 4
Coding region: 1-453 (150 amino acids)
Source: RefSeq, a predicted model, not a curated record